Messenger RNA from Lampris incognitus (smalleye Pacific opah), 1081 nucleotides. RefSeq names its product DNA damage-inducible transcript 4-like protein-like. NCBI's taxonomy places the organism in Eukaryota, Metazoa, Chordata, Actinopteri, Lampriformes, Lampridae. The coding region runs from base 92 to 718 and encodes 208 amino acids. The transcript has 2 exons. Gene Ontology annotation, biological process: negative regulation of signal transduction. Gene Ontology annotation, cellular component: cytoplasm. The record is from RefSeq and is a predicted model, not a curated record.
CUGCUCGGCCGGAGACCGUUUCCAUGGACUCGACACGGACGGGACGAGAAGGAGUGACCGGGGCUUCGGAGACACACGGAGACGAAUCAGUAUGGUCUACACCGCGGCGCUGGCGUUCGUACCCGGCAUGUCCGUCCUAACGGAGGAGGAAAGCCUCGUCGGGAUGAUAGGGAACUAUCUGUCGCAGCUGGCUUCGGGGGGAAAGACGACGAGCUGCCGCCGCGGCAGCGUGGACAGCUGGGACGAGCCGGACAGGAGCUCCGCGGGUGUUGAAAUGGACCCCGAACUCGAGUACGAAGCAAGACUUCUCCAGCGGGACAUGACUUGCAAGAUUGAGGACUGUCUUUCGGAGGCCAAGUGCUCCGUGCUCGGCUGCCAGGUGCUGCUUCUGCCCAAACAGAUGUCCACCAGAGUGGCCCGGGACGUGGUGCGCUCCUCGGCCGACGAGCCGUGCGGGCUGCGGGGCGCCUCUAUCGGAGUCUACCUGGAGGCCAAAGAUGCGCUGAAACUGCUGGGGACCAUCUUGCCUGGUCCGAGUGUCACCCCAACCUUCGAGGUGUCCGUCAUUUUUAAGGCGGACGACAACGCCUGGCCAUGGCUCGGGGACAUAUUUAAGACCAACAAGGUGUUAAAACUGAAACCGGAGUACCGGCUGGUGAAGAGGAAGCUGUACUCCUCUGCCAAGCCGGUCAUUCACGAUUAUUACCAGGAAUCUUGAAUUCUACUCACUCGAUCUCCAGAUUCAUUACAAAAAUUGUUUUCCUCUUCACCUUAAGUCUCAACCACCUGCUGCAUAUAUAUCAGGAUUCAUCUGACAUGCACUGCAAAACUGUUUAUAUUUAUAUAUUUAUUUUUUGUAUGACUGCAACUUUGGUAAAAGCCUUUUUUUUUUUUUUGCACAAUGUUGACGCCAAAAGUUUCCCUAAACACUAAUGAACGUGACCACAGCAUUUUGCACAAAAAUCCAUUGUUGAACGUGGAAGAUAAGGAAAAACUACUGGGAAUAGAGUGAGCGGGUCUUCUCUACCUAAACGAUGCUGCGAUUGUUAUUUAUAACGGUGAAUAAAAGUUUUGCAUAAAA